This is a messenger RNA of Centruroides sculpturatus (bark scorpion), 2530 nucleotides long. RefSeq names its product WASH complex subunit 2-like. Lineage: Eukaryota; Metazoa; Arthropoda; Arachnida; Scorpiones; Buthidae. The record is from RefSeq and is a predicted model, not a curated record. The transcript has 15 exons. Bases 49 to 2424 code for a protein of 791 amino acids.
UACAAAUUAAACUUUAUUUUAGAAAUUGAAAGUGAAAAUGAAAGUGAUAUGAAGGAAGAAUUUGAAAGUGACAAAGAAUCAUCAUCUGAUGAAUCAUUUAGAGAUGAUAAUGAAGAAAUUAAAAAGCCUUCAGUUCCAAAUGAAAAGUCAUCGCCGCCUAAAAGUAUUUUUGAAGGAAUGCCAAAAAUACCAAGAUACUCAGAUAGUGACAGUGCUUCUUCAGAUCUCUUUAGAGACGAAGGAGAAUAUUUGUCUGCUAGUACUGAAACAGAUGAAUUUGUAAAAGAAGGAAAAGUCAAUGAUGAUAUUCAGUCUAUUUCCAAAAAUAGUAUUCGCUCUAUCUCUAAAAAUAGUGUUGAGAUAGAAGAUUCAACUAGAGAUUUGUUUGAAGAUGAUAUGUUUAGUGUGAAUAAAAGUGAAGACAUAUCAUAUAGAAAACCCUCUACUCCUAGCAAAAGUAAUCUGUUUGAUAGUGACACUUUUGAGGAUCCUUUUGGUGGCAUAGUUGUUGAAGAAGAAAAGCCAAAAUUUAAUCCUGAAGAAAGUAAGAAUGUAUCUGAAGUUGCAGAAAAACCUCAUGUAAAAGAAAAAAAAGUGGAUGAUUUUAAAGCUAAACAAAACCUGAUUGCUCGUGAUUUGGGAGGAUUGUUUCAAUCUGAGGAUGAUGAUGAUUUAUUUUCUCCAAAGAAAAUUUUAGAAAAACAAAGAAAGAAUACAAAAACAGAAAGAACUAAAACAAUAUCACUCUUUGAUGAUGAGAGUGAAGAGAAAUUAUUUUCAGAUCCUUCUCCAGUAUCUGCAUCACCAGAAAAAAGUGAUUUAUUUAAAGAAAAGGAAAUAUUUGACAAGCCGCAAAUUUUAGAAAAACAAAUAUCUGUGGAAGAGGAACCUGUAGAGAAACCAAAACAAGAAAAAAUAAAAGCAAAUAGUUUAUUUUUAGAUGAUUCUGAAGAUGAUCUUUUUGGCAUUACAGAAAAAGAAAAAAAAACAUCUCCAUUUGAAUCACUUGAUUCAGAAAAUACAGCAACAAAAUCAAUUUUUACAAAUCCAUCUGUUCCAAAAAAGCCUGAAGAAGUAGAAAAACCAAAACCUGAAAAAGAGGAAAAAUCUGCCAGAAAACCAAGUCUAUUUUCUUUCCUUGAUGAAGAUGAUGAGGAUGAUGAUUUAUUUUCAUUACCUACAAAUGACAAAAAAAGUAAAACUGUGUCAAAUACAGUGAAUAAACCAAGAAGUGGAAGUUCUCUUUUUGAAGAUGAUAGUCUGUUUGGGAAAGAAAGCAGUGAUAGUCCAGAAGUUGAUUUAUUUGCUGUCACACCAAAAUCUAAUGUUAAUGUAAAAAAAGAGAUUCUUGAUUCCCAGAGGAAACUCUCAGAUGCAGCAAGCAGUCCAAGUAAUCCCCUUCCAAAAAUUCCUGUUGGUGGAGUAUCUUUGUUCAGUGGGGUUGAUUUAUUUGGAAAGGAUGGAAUUAAACCUAGUUCUCCAGAAAAAGAACCCAAGAAGAUUUCUCCAACAAAAGAAAUAAAAACAACUCCAGAGAAGGAAAUGAACUUAGAUUUUGCAGAUAAAGAAAUCAAACUAGAGGAAAAAUCAGAAGAAAACAAAAAAUCUCCAAUAAUUUCAAAGAAAGAUGAAACUAAAAUUAAACAAGAACAAAUAUUAAGCUUUGAUCAGCCAGUCAAUACAAGUAAUGUGCUUAGUUGUGUUGGAAAGAAUCGAGCUAAAAUUCAAACACGAAGAAGACCACCUAGUCGAAAAAAUCGUCAGACAACACCUAGCUCUUCAAUUGAUAUUCCAGACAGUGAUCCAGUAGUUGCUCAAACUGAAGUGGAUAAUGUGCCUUUAUUUAGGAAGGAAGAAAAAACUGAACCUGUAGUAAUAAAAAAAGAUGAUGAUCUAUUUUCAUCUUUAGAUGAACAUAAGGAAGUUAAUCUAGAUAUAAGAUCUCCUUCUACUGAAGAGGAUGAUAUAUUUCCAAUGUCAGAUGGAUCACCUCAUAAAACACUUCCUUCUAAAGAAAGCAAGAUAUCUUUUACUGAUAAUUUAUUUUUAGAUUUGAAAGAAGAAAAAACUAAUAAUUUAGUGGAUGAUAUAUUUGGUGACGAUAUUUUUGCUUCUAAACCAAAACCUGUAAAGAAUCAGCAAAUAUUCUCUUUGUCUCCAGAAGAUGAUAUAUUUGCUGAUUCUUCUCUAUCAAAAGAUACUAACAGCUUAUUCAGUUCUUCCUCCAGUAAAAUCCAGAAGAGUAAGAAAGAAGACAGUCUUUUCUCUUCAGAUUCAUUGGAUGAUGACAUCUUUUCAAUACCUGUAAAUAAAGCACCUGCACCUUCUACUAAAAAGCCAUCUACAGUUAAGAAAGUUAAGAUAGAAUCUGACAUAUUUGAAGAUCCACUUUUAAGUUUUGGAAAUUCUGAAGACAAAGAAUGAAAAAUAAAUAAAAUUACAUUCCCAAAAGUACAAAUUUAAUAUAUUAAAAAUAAGACAAAAUAUAUAUAGUUUUCCAGUUUAAUAUUUGUAAAUUAUUAAAAAUAAU